This is a messenger RNA of Bombyx mandarina (wild silkworm), 1843 nucleotides long. It is a transcript of the gene esn, whose product is annotated as espinas. Gene Ontology annotation, molecular function: zinc ion binding. The record is from RefSeq and is a predicted model, not a curated record. NCBI's taxonomy places the organism in Eukaryota, Metazoa, Arthropoda, Insecta, Lepidoptera, Bombycidae.
GAGGAGUCCAUGUCAUCUGGUGACAUGUGCGUGUCUGCUGCCAGGGCGGGACCCGCGGCGCGGUGGCAUCCCGCGUGCUUCGUCUGCAGCACGUGCCAAGAAAUAUUAGUCGACCUGGUCUAUUUCUGGAAGGAAGGAAGAUUGUACUGCGGGAGGCAUCACGCUGAGACCUUGAAACCGAGAUGUUCUGCUUGUGAUGAGAUAAUCCUGGCGGACGAGUGCACGGAGGCGGAGGGGCGCGCGUGGCACAUGAAACACUUCGCCUGCGCGGAGUGCUCCAAGCAGCUGGGUGGGCAGCGGUACAUCAUGCGCGAGGCGCGCCCCUACUGCCUGCCCUGCUUUGAUGGCUGCUUCGCGGAGUACUGCGACGCGUGCGGCGAGCCCGUCGGCGUGGACCAGGGACAGAUGUCGCACGAGGGACAGCACUGGCACGCCACGGAGCGCUGCUUCGCCUGCCACACCUGCCACGCCAGCCUCCUGGGUCGCCCCUUCCUGCCGCGUAAGGGAGCGAUAUUCUGUUCCAUAGCCUGCUCUAAGGGAGAACCUCCGACGCCAUCCGACUCGUCGGGACCCGGACCUCGCCCGCCGCGCGUCGCUCGACCUAGGCGGCUUCCUUCACCCAAGUCUCCCUCGCGCACGCCGCAAAGAGAGCCCUCUCCUCAUAUUGACGCUGAUUCUGAACCUAGCGGCUCAUUAGCGCCAGAGUCGCCCCCGCCCCACCCUCCGCCACCGCCUCACGCUUGUCUGAGCUUGGACCGAGCAUUAGCAGACUUAAGACUAGAGCAGUCAAUGACGGAGCGACAAAUACAACCCACCCCGACUUCAGACGUUCAGAAAGAAGAGUCCCCUAGCGACUGGAAGCCGCCGCACCCCGUCGAGGCUCAAGCAGUGGUGACCCCGGGGCACUCGUCAUCCAUGCCAGAACUAAUGUUAGUAGACGGUAAGAAAUCCCCUCGAAAGCCUAGAGGAGGCCGGACGGUUAGAUUCUGCGGAGACGACAACGAAGCGUUCGAGCCGGAUGAGCCCGUGAGGAAAGAGAAGGUCCGAGACGAGGACGCGAGCAGCUACUGCAGCACCUGCUCGUCUUCCUCUUCUUCGACGGAGUCGUACACGCUGCCGGCGCGGAGGGCGUACGGCGGAGUGCGGAUCUCCUACGUGCCGAACGACGCCGUGGCCUGCGCCAAGCGAGAGCGGCAGCGGAGGAACGGACCCCACGACAAGAACUGCAUCAUCUCGUGAUAGCAGCGACACCCCCCCAGCGACACACACCUCCGAUAUAAAGACUGAUAGUAAGGCUAUAGCCCGACCUGCCAUAGUAUUGUAAGUAGCCCCGCGUCUUCCGCGACCGCCACCGUGAACCGUCUCAACUGAGUGUUGGAUCAUUCGACAUUGCCCUGUACUUUAAAUUUAUUCUGUCGCCCUUCCAUUUUUCAUUAUAUCACAUACAUUGCAGAUUUAGUAAUUCAGCAAAUGUAAUGAGGCAACAUUUAUUCGGUAUCUGGUAAAAUGUGAUUAUAACAUUAGCUGUAAUGUAUUCGUUAGUGCGAACGCUUCUAGACAUAUCCCAUGCUUCGUAUUGAUCACAUAUCUGAGCGCACGGCUCUCAGAUAAACAAUUUACUUUUAUUUAAGUUUGAAAGUACAAAUACGUAAAGAAAAAUUGUAUUUUUUUAUAAAUAAACUUUUGUACCGAGUGUUCAUAUUGUAAAUAAUUUAGGUCUACGUGAAAACUUCAAACUAAAUUAGGUAUAUAAAAUAAGAAAUGGUUGCGAAUAAAAGUAUAAAUUUAGAUGUUUUUACAAAAGUAUGAACGUGGUUUGAGUAACCUAAUUACGUAUUAAUAA